Macaca mulatta (Rhesus monkey) is the source of this 1765-nucleotide messenger RNA. The record is from RefSeq and is a predicted model, not a curated record. NCBI's taxonomy places the organism in Eukaryota, Metazoa, Chordata, Mammalia, Primates, Cercopithecidae.
CAAUAAAUACUCCCAGAGGGGAUGCCCAGGGCUCAGUAGCCGGAGGACAGCAGUGCAGCUGACAUGGAUAUUCUCUUUCCUCUGAGUAUUAUUGAUACAGAGCUGUGCCCCAGCCCCGUUCCCCAGAUCAUCCAUCUCAUCCUCUUCGUUGGGUUUAGCCUGGUGUUCCUCAUCAUCUUAAGCCCCUACUUUCCCAGGGAGCCGUCCUCAGUGCCUCCCAGAGAGGAGAACAGCGAGAAUGAUAAAGCUGAAGUGGGGGAAUGGCUCAGGAUCGGAAAUAAAUACAUCACCUGGAAAGCUUGCAGAAGUCUCUUGAAAGAAUUGGAGAACCUUGAGUUCUACACUUUCCUGUCGAAAAAGUGCCUGAGGAAGCUCCUUGUUGAGGGCAGCUCCCAGCACGUUCCACGCCAAGCCCGCUCGGGGUCAGUGUACAAACGAACAUCUGUGAAGAACCACCGGCCACGUGGGGGGCAUGGGAAAGCUUCUCCCACCAGCUUCCAUGUGUCCCCACGGGCUCCCCCGGCUCCUCUGGCCUCCGCACCGUCAUCAGUCCCGAAGACCUCUGUAGGGUCCUUUGAGUCUCUGUCAUCCCUGAGCUCCUCCAAGUCACCAGAGCCUUUGUGUCCCCUGAAGCAGCCUUCACAGGAGCCACCUGCGAGCACCCUAUCACCAAACACGACCACCUCCGCAGAAUCCUUGGGGUAUCUGUCAUCCCUCAGCUCCUCCCAGCAACCAGAGCCUUUGCAUCCCCUGGCGUGUCCUUCAUCCAAGCCACGUGGGCGUUCCUUUCCCCGACGACGGAAUCCUGGCUGGGUGUCCUGGACCGACUCCACGCAGGCUGAUUCCGAAACUGACGCCACAAUAUGCCCAAUGUGCAAGGCCCCUGCGCACUCCUGUCGACACAGCUGGUGGGUGCCUUCUAGUCCUCGAGUGAUCCGAGGCGUUGGUCGCCGCAGUGAUCUCGACCUGGGCCUCUCCUGGAGGCAGGAGGCUGCUAGAGCCUGGUGCCUCUGCACCUCCUCGCAGUACGCAUUCGAGCACCUUAAUCUUCCCACGCACCUACCAAAGGCUUCCUUCUAGGGAGACCCCACAUGCGGGCAGGUGGAGGCAGGGACCCCACUUCCCUCAGCUUGGAGGUGCCAACGCUGCUGGACGCACAAGACACCAAAAUCCCAGACACUCCCAUGGACACCGCACAUCCGACAUCCACGAACAAUUCGGAAUCUCCUGAGGACAACUUGGAGGCAUGUCCCCUCAUUCAGGCACUCCACAGAUGCUAGAAACACGUGUUGUAAUGGAUUGGGAGAGGCGGAGAUAGGGUCCAAACCUCCAGUCCCUGGAGCCCGUAAAUCUCCCUGGGAGGCUUGGCCCCCCCCAGAGACUUCUCCACAGCGCUGCACAUAGAGACCUGCCACUGCAAAGCAAAGACCUCCCGCAGAGAUCUCAGAGUGUCCAUUCUUCCUUCCUAGAGGAUCUGAACUCACUUAGAAAACUGCCAGCACAGGAGGGAUGACAUCAGCUGUGCCCUCCGCCGGAAAACCCAGAGACUUUGGGUCAUUGUCAACAUUGUCGCUAAAAUGGACUCUGCCAGGGAAGAGGCUCAGGAAUUGUUGCUCUUUCGCAAUGCCAUUCUUUCCUAACAGCACUGCAGAUUCCAUGUUCUCUGCAGUUCCCUGACCCACAGUUUGGAGAAUCACAAUUCUUUUUUCUUUUUUAGAUGGGAUCUCACUCUGUUGCUCAGGCUGGAGUGCGGUGGCACCAUCUU